Chionomys nivalis (European snow vole) is the source of this 5280-nucleotide messenger RNA. It is a transcript of the gene Eml4, whose product is annotated as EMAP like 4. NCBI's taxonomy places the organism in Eukaryota, Metazoa, Chordata, Mammalia, Rodentia, Cricetidae. Gene Ontology annotation, cellular component: mitotic spindle. Gene Ontology annotation, biological process: microtubule cytoskeleton organization. The record is from RefSeq and is a predicted model, not a curated record. Gene Ontology annotation, molecular function: microtubule binding. Bases 234 to 3197 code for a protein of 987 amino acids. The transcript has 24 exons.
GAGAGAGGAGAGAGGCCGGGAAGGCGGCGGGUUGUGCGGCUCUCAACCUGAUUGACCGAGCAAUCGACCCCCCGGGCUGACGGACUGACGGGCGGACGGCAGAGGCGGGAGUCAGGAGCCGCGUCUGGCGACGCUGAGGACGAGCGCGUCAGGCUCCGCGGCCGCCACUCGGUCAGCGUGCUGAAUGAAGCGCCCGCCCCGCUGAGCCCCGAGCCCGGCGCGUUCCCCGCAAGAUGGACGGUUUCGCCGGCAGCCUCGAUGAUAGCAUUUCUGCUGCAAGUACUUCUGAUGUUCAAGAUCGCCUCUCAGCUCUUGAGUCACGAGUUCAACAACAGGAAGAUGAAAUCACUGUACUAAAGGCAGCUUUGGCUGAUGUUUUGAGACGUCUUGCAAUCUCAGAAGAUCAUGUAGCCUCAGUGAAAAAGUCUGUGCCAAAUAAAGGCCAACCAAGUCUUCGAGAAGCUAUUUCCAUGUCCUGUAUAACCAAUGGAAGUGGUAUAAACAGAAAACAGAAUCACACCAGCUCUGUAUCAAUAGCAAGAAAAGAAACUCUUUCGUCUGCUGCUAAAAGUGGUACAGAAAAAAAGAAAGAAAAGCCACAAGGACAGAGAGAAAAAAAAGAGGAAUCUCAUUCUAAUGAUCAGAGCCCACAAAUGCGAGCAUCACCUUCUCCCCAGCCCUCUUCACAGCCUCUCCAAAUAAACAGACAAACUCCAGAGAGCAAGAGCUCCGCUCCCACCAAAAGCAUAAAACGUCCACCAACAGCUGAAAAGUCACAUAACUCAUGGGAAAAUUCAGAUGAUAGUCGUAAUAAAUUAUUGAAAACCGUUUCAACAUCAAAACUAAUAUCAAAGGUUAUAAAAAGUGCAGACAAACAUAAAGAUGUCAUCAUCAAUCAAGCAAAAAUGUCAACUCGUGAAAAAAACAGCCAAGAAGGAGAAUAUAUUAAAAUGUUUAUGAGAGGUCGGCCAAUUACCAUGUUCAUUCCUUCGGAUGUUGACAACUAUGAUGACAUCAGAACAGAACUGCCUCCUGAGAAGCUCAAACUGGAGUGGGCAUACGGUUAUCGGGGAAAGGACUGUCGAGCAAAUGUUUACCUGCUUCCAACGGGGGAGAUAGUUUAUUUCAUUGCAUCAGUAGUGGUACUAUUUAAUUAUGAGGAGAGGACUCAGCGACAUUACCUGGGCCAUACAGACUGUGUGAAAUGCCUGGCUGUACAUCCUGACAAGAUAAGGAUCGCAACUGGACAGAUAGCUGGAGUGGACAAGGAUGGAAGGCCUCUGCAGCCCCAUGUCAGAGUGUGGGAUUCAGUAAGCCUUUCCACACUACAUGUCAUUGGACUUGGAACUUUUGAGCGUGGAGUAGGAUGCCUGGCUUUUUCAAAAGCAGAUUCAGGUGUUCAUUUAUGCGUUAUUGAUGACUCCAAUGAACAUAUGCUUACUGUAUGGGACUGGCAGAAAAAGUCAAAAGUAGCAGAGAUAAAGACAACAAAUGAAGUUGUUUUAGCUGUGGAAUUCCACCCAACAGAUGCAAAUACUAUAAUUACAUGUGGUAAAUCUCAUAUUUUUUUCUGGACCUGGAGUGGCAAUUCACUAACAAGAAAACAGGGAAUUUUUGGGAAAUAUGAAAAACCAAAAUUCAUUCAGUGUUUAGCAUUCUUGGGGAAUGGAGAUGUUCUUACUGGAGACUCAGGUGGAAUCAUCCUUAUCUGGAGCAAAACUACCGUAGAGCCCCCACCUGGGAAAGGACCUAAAGGUGUCUAUCAGAUCAGCAGACAAAUCAAAGCUCAUGAUGGCAGUGUAUUUACACUUUGUCAGAUGCGGAAUGGAAUGCUAUUAACUGGAGGAGGAAAAGACAGAAAAAUAAUUCUGUGGGAUCAUGAUCUCAACCCUGAAAGAGAUAUCGAGGUUCCUGAUCAGUAUGGCACAAUUAGAGCUGUUGCAGAAGGAAAGGCAGAACAAUUUCUAGUAGGUACAUCACGAAACUUUAUUUUACGGGGAACGUUUAACGAUGGCUUCCAAAUAGAAGUGCAGGGUCAUACAGAUGAACUCUGGGGCCUCGCAACACAUCCCUUCAAAGAUUUGCUCUUGACAUGUGCUCAGGACAGGCAGGUGUGCAUGUGGAACUCAGUGGAGCAUAGGCUGGAGUGGACCAGGCUUGUGGAUGAACCAGGACAUUGUGCAGAUUUUCAUCCAAGCGGUACAGUGGUGGCCAUCGGAACACACUCAGGCAGGUGGUUUGUUCUGGAUGCAGAAACAAGAGAUCUCGUGUCCAUCCACACCGAUGGGAACGAGCAGCUCUCCGUGAUGCGCUACUCAGUAGAUGGUACUCUCCUGGCUGUAGGAUCUCAUGACAACUUUAUUUACCUCUACUCAGUCUCAGAAAAUGCAAGAAAAUACAGCAGAUAUGGAAAGUGCACUGGACAUUCUAGCUACAUCACACACCUUGACUGGUCCCCAGACAAUAAGCAUAUAAUGUCUAACUCAGGCGACUACGAGAUACUAUACUGGGACAUUGAGAAUGGAUGCAAACUGAUCAGGAACCGAUCAGAUUGUAAGGACAUCGACUGGACAACAUACACCUGUGUGCUAGGCUUCCAAGUCUUUGGUGUCUGGCCAGAAGGAUCCGAUGGAACAGACAUCAAUGCACUGGUGCGGUCCCACAAUAGAAGAGUGAUAGCUGUGGCCGAUGAUUUCUGUAAAGUUCACCUGUUUCAGUAUCCGUGCUCCAAGGCAAAGGCUCCCAGUCACAAGUACAGUGCACACAGCAGCCACGUGACCAACGUCAGUUUUACUCAUAAUGACAGUCACCUAAUUUCAACUGGCGGGAAAGAUAUGAGCAUCAUUCAGUGGAAGCUUGUGGAAAAGUUACCUUUACCUCAAAAUGAGGUCAUAACAGACAGCAGUCUAUCCAAAGCCCCUGCCUCUUCCACUGAAAAUGCCAGGCAGUGUAACCCUCCUCCACUGCCUCCUUCCCAGCCGUUAACGGAGACAGUUGAGGAAGAAAGAAUAAGCACCUCGCCCACGCUUAUGGAGAACAGUCUGGAGCAGACUGUGGAGCCCAACGAGGAGCAGAGCGAGGCGGGCAGUGAAGACCUUGGUGCGGUGAUUGAUGAAGAGCCUGCCAGUGAGUUAGGCGAGAAGCAGGGAGCCACUGACCUGCCUGAGGACCAGCAAGGUGCACCACCCCUGUGCUAAAACCCAGGCUCCAGUGCUCCCUUGGCUGCCUGUGAUGUGAUGGAGUCAGAUAACAUGUUGGGCAGUGAUGGGGAAUCACUGUAGAUGGAGGUUUGUUUCCCAUGUGAUUGGUGUUCUUCAGUAGUCUGAGCUGCCAUCUGUGAGAUACAGCAAACCAAAGGUUGUUUGGUAUAUGUUGAAAACUAAACCAAACUUAAAUAGCAGUGGAGACUGACAGGUGAGUGUCUGAGAAGUCACCAUGUGUGGUGUGAAUACUGGAAACAGAACUGCAGUUGUACCCAUCGACAUAAACCCGUUAUCUGAACGUGACAGAGGCAUCACAAACACCAGUGCUCCUACUGGCUCAGACUGCCUUUUUUCCUGAUACAGAAAAAGGAAGCAAGAAAGUGAUCUUACUGUGAUACUAUCCCACUCGAGUAUCUAAUGGGAACUUUUUAAGUAAGGAAAGCUUCAGUGUUGCCAAGUGUGGUGGUGUUGCCUUCUUCUGUAAUACUGCAUUUUCUUACACUACCAGUAGAUGUCCGAUGUGCUCAGGAGGCUACUCUAGAAGAUGCCUUCUCUCGUUAGAACAAGGAACAGCCCUCAGUUUCUGUGGACAGAUACUUUAACCUAGAAGCAAGCAUUGGUUUGUUGAAGAGCUUUUAAUGUAUAUUAAACCAUGAUUCUGAGAGAUGGUGGGUCCUCCGAGGAGUCCUUUACUGGCCUGAACAUUCUCUGAUGUUUGGCAUUCAAGGGAACGAAAACAAAACAGAACCGCAUGCCUUUAAGAGAUGAACUGUGAUGAUGACUGCUGACCUUCGCUAGCCUUCAGCACUAUCUGUUCCCUCAGUAGAAGUAGUUUAAAUGGUUGGAUUGGUGCUUGAAUUCAUUGGUUCAGUUGUAAUUUUUAUACAGACUUCUUACACCGAGGGAUGUCUUUUUUUUACAGAAGUGUGGUAGUCACAGUUCUGCCUAGUAGGGUGCACCCUUUGCAGAUGUGCUGUCUGUGGGCGUUUCCUUCCUCUGCAAGCCUUGCAGCCCUGUAGGGCUAGCUUGGGUUUGGGCAGUGCAUGUGUUGGUAUACAAGGGGAAGGGGCUUUUUUCCAAGUUUUGUCAGUUAACUAUUUUUCUGAAAUAUGUUUCCUACUUAAAUGACUGACAAGUGUGCAUUUCCUAUGUUUGUUUAUACUUUGAUUACAAAAACUGUUUAUUUUUUUUACCUUGCUACAUUGUUUUCAUACUUUUUGUUGUUGGAUUAUGUUUAGAAACUUUUCAUAAGUUCAGAAGUCUUAAGUAUGCAGACGUUUACGUGAUUGUGCCAUUCCAAAGUGCAUCAGAACUGUCAUUCCCUUCUCGUGUCUUCUCAGGAGUAACACAUAUCAGGUAUUCAUCAUUUGGAAAUAUGAACGCUCCAGGGAACUCCCGCAGACACUAGGAGACUUGUACUCACACGCUGUAUGGAAGGGUGUGUGCAGAAGGACAGGUGGAGACCUGUGUAUCUCUAGAUAGGAUGCACACUUCAAAAUGUUCGCAGUAUAAGUCUCUGUCUAGGUAUAUGUCCAUGUAUCUCUCCUUUUGUUUACAACAUUUUUUUUAAUUAAGGAAAAAAACACCUCAAAGUAGCUCUCUUCCAAAGAAGAGAUUCUAAGCCACCUGACUCAGUUCAGUCUGUACCCAGUCACCAGAGAGCACAGCUUCAGGUACCGCCCCCAGUUAGCGGUGGAGGAAUCGAGUCCUAGGGGGGAAAGUGCAUUUCUUCAGUGCCUGGAGAACGGCUCUCCACACACAGGGACUUUAUCUGGGGCGUCUGUCACCUUUGGGGUUGCCAUGUACAAUGACAUUUAUAAUCAUGAUACUCUUGGGUGGUAGUUUCCAAAGACACUACUCCUGUGCGGACAGCGUGCCAGCCCCUUGUGCUGGCAACUACUGUUUCAUGUCAGACCUGUGAUAAUGGCUGGAAGGAUGUGGGAUUAUGAAUUGUGUAAAUGUCUUCUUAGAAAAACUUGUGAAUGAAAAUGAACCCGAGUGUUUCAUGUGAAGAUGAGCCAUUUCUAUCAUGCAUUCCGAUGUCAUGGCAGAAAAUUUUGAAGAUUAAAAAAUGAGA